AGAACACUAGAACUUGAGAGAGGCGUAUGAGACAUGAUAGUGAAAAGGAGCUUUCUGCUUCAGAGGCAGUAUACCUUUGAAUAGCAGGGUUUCCUGUAUCCAUAGAUGUAUUGGCAUCAUGGAAGAGGUGGACAAGAUCCUCAUACAUUCCCUUCGCUUCUCUGGGACGGAUAUCCCAGAGGAAGUGCAGAGCAUCCGAGAGUUUACCACAGAGUUGAUAGUUGAAUCUGUUGUGCGAUGUCUUCGUGUCAUCAAUCCUUCUGUGGGGUCCGGCCUCUGCCAUGUCCUGCCUCCAGGGAUGUCUGCUCGCUUCCGAAUUGGCAUGAGCCUAGCACAAGCUUGCCAGGACCUGGGAUAUCAAGGGGAAGUUGGCUAUCAGACCUUCUUGUACAGCAAUGAGCCCGAAAUCCGACGCCUCCUGCUCUUCCUGGUAGAGAAGCUCCCACGCGAUGCCUCGGAGGACGCCAACCAGCCUGUGGGCAAAUCAACGACACUUCACAGAGCCAUUGCUGCUGCCAUCAAGGAGCAACUGGCUGUCCCCUGGGUACCCCCUGCCUGCCGUACCCCCCGCUUGCAGCUCUUACAGGGUUCUUGCCUACUGAAGCGAUUCCAAGCUCAACCCUUGGUCCUGCCUCGAGAGUCGGACCCCUUUUUGGGGAAGGUGCCCCCAGAAAGGAAAGAGUUCUUUGUCAAGUUCCUGCCCCCCGUGUCAGCCCAGCUGUCCCGACCUGCAUCCUUGCUGCCAUCCCUGUUGGAGCUCAAUGUGGCUGAGCUGAGCACAGCCCAAGACUGGGAGAACGAGUGGAAGAGCCAAGGCCUUGGAUCACGCAUGACUCCGGAGGAAUACCACCAAUGGAAGCGUCAGCGGCUACAGCGGCGCCUCCUGGACCAGUUCCGGCAGGCAUCUCCUCGUGCUGGGCCUGCCCACCAGGGAACAGCCCAUGACCUGAUUCAGCUCCUGGGAGCUUUUGGUGCCGGCCGUGAGCAUGCUGGGGCUCUGGCCAAGGGCUCUCGCUUCACCCAUACUCAGCACUUGGCCUAUAAGCAGGAGGCAGAAUCACCGGUGCAAGUAGAAACAUUGCCAAUGUCCCGGACAUCAGAACAGGACUUACGGGAACGUCAGGCAACAGAACUGGAAGCUUUGGAAGGUGAACUGGGCCACCUCAUGGAGCAGAUUGAGGCGCUUGAAGGCCAGAUAGCCAAAUUAGGGUUGACUCUCACACAGGUGGAAGGGGAGGUGCGGCAGCGGCAGCUGGGAGUGACAGAGCGGGACCAGGUGCUGCGAGUGAAGGGGUGUGCUGUGCAGCUACUUCCCGAUGCAGAGAACAACAUGGCUAAGCUGCAGGUGGUGGUGGAGAGCAGUGCACAGCGGGUCAUCCAGCUGGCCGCCCAGUGGGAGAAGCACCGGGUGCCUCUGAUCCAGGAGUUCCGGGAACUCAAGGCCCUUCAUGACUCCAAGGAGCUGGAAUCAUCACAGCGCCUGUCAGAGAUCAGGGAGCUGCAUGAGCGGAUCCGAUCAGUCGCGGAUGAAGCGAAGCGCAAGGAUGAUCUCUACAAGCAGCUGCUUAUGGAGCUAGAAUCCCUUCCCAAGGAUGUCUCUCGCUCUGCCUAUACCCAGCGCAUCCUAGAAAUUGUUGGCAAUAUUUGUAAGCAGAAGGAGGAGAUCACAAAGAUCUUGUCAGAUACCAAGGAGCUCCAGAAGGAGAUCAAUGGCCUCACUGGGAAGGUAGACCGGACCUUUGCUGUCACCGAUGAGUUGGUUUUUAAGGAUGCCAAACGCGACGAGGCUGUGAGGAAGGCAUAUAAAUAUUUGGCAGCACUGCACGAAAACUGCAGUCAACUGAUUCAGACUAUUGAGGACACAGGCACCAUCCUGCGGGAGAUCCGGGACUUAGAGGAGCAGAUUGAGAGUGAAACCAGCAAGAAAACCCUGAGCAAUUUGGAGAGGAUUCUCAGUGACUACCGGGCCAUGAAGCAGGAAAACGCAGCACUGCUUAGCCGUACCCAAGAGACGUGAAGCCCACUUACCAGUGCACAGCUAUAGGGGGCUGGUGUGGUACCUGACCUCUUUUUAAAUCAAGACUUUGCUGUGCCUCUAUCAAGGAACGGGGCACGGGGAGUAUGAGCAGGGCUCCUCCUUCCAGGCUCUGUCUGCAUUGUAAGUUGCCUAAAACCAAGCCAAAGUGCAGCACAUUUUGAGGCCGAGGGUGGGAUUGGUCCCUAGUGCCAUUUUUCUGACAUAGAUUGUAAAUUGGAGUAGAUGUGGGGAGUAAUUGUUUCCUCCAUUUAUUAUUUCCAAGCAAACCACCUAUCGUCUCUUCUCAAAAACCAAUAAAAUCUCUCUCUUCUUUUUGCAGCGUA
This is a messenger RNA of Lacerta agilis (Sand lizard), 2361 nucleotides long. It is a transcript of the gene CCDC22, whose product is annotated as coiled-coil domain containing 22. The record is from RefSeq and is a predicted model, not a curated record. Gene Ontology annotation, molecular function: cullin family protein binding. The transcript is spliced from 18 exons. Bases 119 to 2017 code for a protein of 632 amino acids. Gene Ontology annotation, biological process: positive regulation of ubiquitin-dependent protein catabolic process. Lineage: Eukaryota; Metazoa; Chordata; Lepidosauria; Squamata; Lacertidae.